AUGGCAAAAGGAAAGAACAAAUCUAGUGAAGAAAGAUCAUCUAAAUCACGUACAUCAAAUGGACAUAAAUCAAAACAACAUCAUAUUCGUAAAGGUAGACAAGAAACCGGUGCAUCAUCAUCAAGUUCCAAUUCAAAUAAUGCAUUUCCUACAAAAUUAGCAAUGUGGGAUUUUGAUCAUUGUGAUCCUAAAAGAUGUAGUGGUAAAAAACUUGAAAGAUUAGGAUUAAUUAAAAAUCUUCGAGUUGGACAAAAAUUCCAAGGUGUUGUAGUUUCACCAAAUGGUAAAUCAAUAGUUUGUCCAAAUGAUAAAGAAAUUGUUGAAACUAAUGGUGCAGCAGUUGUUGAAUGUUCAUGGGCAAGAUUAGAUGAAAUUCCAUUUAAUAAAAUUGGAGGUAAAAAUGAACGAUUAUUACCUUAUUUAGUUGCUGCUAAUCCUGUUAAUUAUGGACGUCCAUGGAGAUUAAAUUGUGUUGAAGCAUUAGCUGCAUGUUUUGCAAUUGUGGGUCAUUUAGAUUGGGCAGAAUUAUUAUUACUGAAUUUUUCAUGGGGGUUAACAUUUUUAAAAAUAAAUGAAGAGUUGAUUGAACUAUAUCAAAAAUGUACCGAUUCAGAAAGUAUAACUAAAGCCCAAGAAGAAUGGUUGGAAAAAAUUGAACAAGAAGCGAAAGAAAGAAAAGAUAAGGCUCAAAGUGGAGAUAUUUGGAUGAUGGGGAAUGUAAACAGAGCAGGCGAUGAUGAUGAGGACGAGGGUGUUCUAGAUUCAGAUGCAGAUAGCGAGGAGGAAGAAGAAGAAGAAGAAGUUGAAUAUGAUAACUUGGGAAACGUUAUAUCGAAAAAGAAAUAUGACGCUCUAGGUAAUGAAAUUGAAGAGAAAGAAGUAAAGUAUGAUUCAUUGGGCAAUAUAAUUGAAUCAGAAGAAGAGGAUGACGAUGACGAUGAAGAAGAAGAAGAAGAAGAAGUCCAGUACGAUAAAUUGGGAAAUAUCAUAGAGAAAGAUGACUUAACUAAAAAUAUGGAGUCUUUAACUGUGUAA
Messenger RNA from Candida tropicalis MYA-3404, 1035 nucleotides. RefSeq names its product ribosome biogenesis protein TSR3. Gene Ontology annotation, biological process: maturation of SSU-rRNA. Gene Ontology annotation, molecular function: rRNA small subunit aminocarboxypropyltransferase activity. The record is from RefSeq and is a predicted model, not a curated record. Lineage: Eukaryota; Fungi; Ascomycota; Pichiomycetes; Serinales; Debaryomycetaceae. The coding region runs from base 1 to 1035 and encodes 344 amino acids. The transcript has a single exon.